Cantharellus anzutake is the source of this 1056-nucleotide messenger RNA. Its product is annotated as glutamine synthetase. Gene Ontology annotation, cellular component: cytoplasm. Bases 1 to 1056 code for a protein of 351 amino acids. Lineage: Eukaryota; Fungi; Basidiomycota; Agaricomycetes; Cantharellales; Hydnaceae. The transcript has 5 exons. The record is from RefSeq and is a predicted model, not a curated record. Gene Ontology annotation, molecular function: glutamine synthetase activity.
AUGGCUCUCUCUCGUCCUGAUCUUCUCGCCCCUUACCUCUCCCUCGACCAGGGAGGCAAGAUUCAAGCCGAAUACGUCUGGAUCGACGGUGACAAUGGUCUUCGCUCCAAAACUACUACCCUACCCAAAGUCCCAAAGGACAUCAGUGAACUUCGCAUCUGGGAUUUUGAUGGCUCCUCGACCAAUCAGGCCCCUGGCCACGAUUCAGAUGUCUACCUUCGCCCUGCUGCCAUCUUCAGAGACCCAUUCCGUCGAGGGGACAAUAUUCUUGUUUUGGCCGAAACUUACAACAAUGAUGGCACCCCUAACGCCACAAAUCACAGGCACUUCGCCAAAAAAGUCAUGGAUCAAGCCAAGGAUACUAUCCCAUGGUUUGGCCUUGAGCAAGAAUAUACCCUUUUUGACGUCGACGAUCACCCACUUGGAUGGCCCAAAGGCGGUUUCCCAGGUCCCCAGGGACCUUAUUAUUGUGGUGUCGGUGCUGGCAAGGUGUUCGCUCGUGAUUUGAUCGAGGCCCAUUAUCGUGCUUGCCUCUACGCCGGUGUCAAGAUUAGUGGUAUCAAUGCCGAAGUGAUGCCGGCUCAGUGGGAAUUCCAAGUUGGUCCAUGCGAAGGCAUCGAGAUGGGUGACCAUCUUUGGAUCGCUCGGUUCCUCUUAGUUCGCAUCGCCGAGCAGUUCAAUGUUAAAGUCUCGUUCCACCCCAAGCCACUCCAGGGAGACUGGAAUGGUGCCGGUUGCCACACCAACUUCUCAACAAAGGCAAUGCGUGAGAAAGGCGGAAUCGCAGCUAUCGACGAAGCCAUCGAAAAGCUUUCCAAGAGGCAUCAUGAACAUAUUGCCGUAUACGGAGAUGACAACGAGCUUAGACUGAGCGGACGCCACGAGACUGCUCACAUUGGUGCGUUCAGCUCUGGUGUGGCGAACCGUGGCGCCAGUGUUCGUAUCCCCAGACAAGUUGCGGCUCAAGGAUUUGGCUACCUUGAGGAUAGACGACCUGCCUCAAACAUCGAUCCUUACCGCGUCACUGGUAUUAUUGUGGAGACGGUGUUGCUGUAG